GUUUAGCAUCGACGGCGCAAUGCCAACGUAUGCGAACACAACGCUCAGGCGAGACAUUUAUUUUACGCAAAAUCGUCUAACUUAUUUGAGUAAUAAACCAUUUAAGCAUGGAUGAGGACGAUAGAAAAUCAGACAGGAGGAGAAGGAGUCGUAGUCGGGAUAGAGAUCGAGAAAGAGAUAGGAGGAGCAGAAGUAAGGAUAAUAAAAGAAGCCGAAGCAGAGAAAGGAGGAGACGGAGUAGGAGCAAGAGCACUGGUAGAUCACGAUCAGGUAGCAGAGACAGAGACAGAGACAGGGAAAGGAGAGACAGAAAAAAGAGGAGUCGUUCACCACGUGAACAAAGAAAGAGACGAAGGAAGCCUAACAAGUACUGGGAUGUUCCACCAGCAGGCUUUGAGCAUGUUUCUCCAAUGCAGUACAAGGCUAUGCAAGCUGGUCAGAUCCCGCCUGCUGUUGCACCUCAGCCCAUCAUCCCUGAGGCUCCCAUGCCUGCAGCUAUCCCACAAGCAGCAGCUGCAUCUGUGGCUGCUGCAGUGGCUGCGGCCGCCGCUACCCCUGCUGUACCCGUAGUGGGCAGUCAGAUGACCAGACAAGCUAGAAGGCUGUAUGUUGGAAACAUUCCAUUCGGAGUCACGGAGGACGCUAUGGUUGAAUUCUUCAAUGGGAAGAUGCACAAUGUUGGUUUAGCACAGGCUCCAGGCCCACCUGUCCUAGCAGUACAAGUCAACCACGAUAAAAACUUUGCUUUCCUUGAGUUCCGUUCUGUGGAAGAGACCACCCAAGCCAUGGCAUUUGAUGGAAUCCUGUUCCAGAACCAAGCCUUGAAGAUCCGUCGACCCAAAGACUACCAGGCUAUCCCAGGCAUGUCGGCUACUCCCACUGUCCAUGUGCCAGGUGUUGUGUCUACCGUUGUCCAAGAUUCUCCGAACAAGAUCUUCAUUGGUGGCCUACCCAACUACUUGAACGAUGAUCAGGUCAAGGAACUCCUGUCAUCCUUUGGCCCUCUCAAAGCCUUCAACUUGGUUAAAGACAGUGCCACAUCACUCUCCAAAGGAUAUGCCUUCUGUGAAUACGUUGAGACAAAUCUGACUGAUCUGGGAUGGGAAACAACGGAUAAAGCUAUAGCUGGACUGAAUGGUAUGCAGCUAGGUGAGAAGAAGUUGAUUGUACAGAGAGCCAGCGUUGGUGCCAAGAAUGCCAUGAACCAGGGUCAACAGGUCCAGAUCAACAUUCCUGGUUUAUCACUACCUGGUACUACAGGGCCUAACACAGAGAUCCUAUGUCUUAUGAACAUGGUCACUCCUGAAGAACUCAAAGAUGAUGAAGAAUAUGAUGACAUUGUAGAGGAUGUGAAGGAGGAAUGCCAGAAGUAUGGUCAAGUUCGUAGUCUAGAGAUCCCACGUCCCAUCCCUGGACUAGAUGUCCCUGGUUGCGGAAAGAUCUAUGUGGAGUUCAUGACCGUUAUGGACGCCCAGGCAGCCCAGAGAGCCCUCGCUGGUCGAAAGUUUGCCAAUCGCACUGUUGUAACAUCCUUCUAUGACGUGGAUAAGUACCACAGACGAGAAUUUUAAGAAUCGUUCUCUUCACCCAAGGAGAAAUCGGAAAGUAAUAAUCAAUUUUGAAUGAGCUGACGAUGCGAUACCUAAUUGCUGUGAGUUGUUGGGUGCAGCUCUAAAACCCUCAUUGUAGAUUUGUUAGUGUCCCUCUUUCAAUAUGUUUUCAAUGUUACAUGCAUGUUUAUAUGGAUAUGUAUUUCAAAGCUGCAGCAAGAUUAACAGGUGAAUUCAGUAGCCAUGAUAUUAUGCUCAUCUAUCUUUUCUUUGCAAUCUAAUCUUUAAUUUACUUAGUCAAUAUGAGUUUCUUACUACUAACUAUCUUCAAAUUCAAUUUUGUAUGUGAUCUCUACAUGGCAUUGCAAAAUACAUGUAAGAUGUAAUUAGAGACAAUAUUGGCAUGGUGAAGCUAUUAGGCGCCAAGUUUGGGUGUUUUAUUUUUCUGUUAUAGAAACCUCCUUUGCAGUGACAUACAUGUCAGCAGGUGAACUCUUAUAGACUCUAUCUUGUUUCAAAGAUUGUUUUCUCAAUGCCUUACUUUCACUAUGAUUUCUGAUGAUUCUCCCAAUGCCAGCCACACAUUCUCUAUCAAUCAUUCACUCAUUGUAAACUUAACUGUAGUCAUUGUAAGCAAGAUUUUGUAUUGAAAUAUUCAUGAUUGUUCAAAGAGAGGUAAUGUACACGUAUUUCACCAUUGACUCGUAACCAAGAACAGAUAUGAGAGUUGCUGAACAAAUUCAUACAAAUACAAUACAGCAUAUUGUACUUUACCUUAUGAAACUAUCUCUUUUUUCAGAAGCAUAUAUUGAUGCAAAAUUACAAAAAAGAUAAGGCAUUUGCUUGUACGAUAUUGCCUAGAAAAUAGCAACAUUUAUUAAUUUUAAGAUGAUGACAGUAUUUGGAAGUGUUCACAGUCCACGUGUAGUUUUCUAUUUGUGUUCUUCUUGUGUUCUACUUGUGUUCUGCGUGUGUUUAGCAAGUUACGUUCUCAACAGGAACAUCUUUUGCUUGAAACUUCCCACUCAUUUCUAUCAACCGCAUGUGACUUACACUUAUACUGUAUGUGUACAUGAUCUUGUAGUAUUUUGAGUACACUCUCAUAGCAUGGUAUUGCUUUCUGGAAUGUUUGAAAUCUCUUCUUGCUCCUGAGUGCCACAUUAUAUAAUGCAUCAAUUAUCAAAAUGGUCUGAUGUGUGAGUAGGUUUUAUAUUGAACAAGGACUACUAUUUAUACCAAUCGACAUGUCUUACAUUAUGAAGAAGCAUGUCAUUUUAAUUUGAUGAUUAGUAACCGCUUUCAUGAAAGUAUUGACAUUGAAUCAUAAGCAUUACUCCUCUCUAGCUAGUGAUUUGGUCUGUACAUACAUAUGACCAUUUUAGGCUCAUUUAUGAUAAUGAUGGUUUCCUGUUUAGCGCCAGUAUCGUCUCCGAUAGACACUCAUGGCGUUUGCUCUAGAAUGUCUCGCAAAUUCAACUUUCAAAUCAAGUUUAUUUUCCAUUGAUAAUAAUGCUUUUUGUACCACUUUUACUUUAUUUACUUUGCGCCUGUGUUAUUAUGUAUGGAGAUUUGCACGAUUUUCUUCCCCAUUUUUCUUUUCUUCUGGGAAAAAUAGACAUGUUCACAGAUGCAUUAAAUAUGCAGCAUUAUCAGUAGAAGGGUAUUUACAGUCAAUUAUUGUUAAUGGCUUCGUUACACGAGCUGUGGUUCCAUACUAUUAACUGAACUACCCGAAUGGCAGCUGGAUUUGAUUAUGGGUAAGAUGGAAAUCAUGACGGUCCAUAAUGAGAAUUGAGAUUGUAUACCUGCACAUUAAACACAUAAAGUGCAAAUUUAUGGAGAACUAGUUGUAUGCAAAAUCCAAUUUCUGGUUUAAGAGGUACGAGUGUCAUACCUUAUGUGAUACAAGCAUUACAAACUCUAGUGUUCCAUUAUGGAUAAGAUGGGAAUCAUGACCAUAAUGAGAAUUGAAUAUUGUAUACCUGCAAAUUAAACACAUAAAGUGCAAAUUUAUGGAGAACUAGUUACAUGUAAAAUCCACUUCCUGGUAUAAGAGAUAUGAGUGUCAUAUCUUAUGUGAAACAAGCAUAAAAACUCUAGUGUUUCAUGUUCAAUUUUUAAUAUCUGUAGAUAUUAAAUAGUUAGUAUACUUGUAUAUUCAAAUCCAACGGUUCAUUGAAUCAAAUGUGAUUCCCACAAAUCUUAAAGAAUUAAAAAGUGGAACAUGUAGGCUCAUUUUAAAUUCCUUCACCCGCUUGUGUAGCUGUAUUGUGAAAGGCAGGAAGCAUCAUAAUUCUGGGUAGUUUUGUAUUCUCCUCAUGAAUUCCUGUGAUUUGUGUUUUUCUCAUUCUCAUAAGGGCAUGUAGUAAUAUGUUGAUAGGGAUUUUUGUGUUUCGUUUUACUGAUGUUUUUGAAAAUAAAAUGCUUUCUAGACCAA
Messenger RNA from Strongylocentrotus purpuratus (purple sea urchin), 3987 nucleotides. It is a transcript of the gene u2af2, whose product is annotated as splicing factor U2AF 50 kDa subunit. Gene Ontology annotation, cellular component: U2-type prespliceosome; nucleus; nuclear speck. Gene Ontology annotation, biological process: mRNA processing. Gene Ontology annotation, molecular function: pre-mRNA 3'-splice site binding; poly-pyrimidine tract binding. The coding region runs from base 108 to 1571 and encodes 487 amino acids. The transcript has 13 exons. NCBI's taxonomy places the organism in Eukaryota, Metazoa, Echinodermata, Echinoidea, Camarodonta, Strongylocentrotidae. The record is from RefSeq and is a predicted model, not a curated record.